Molecule: messenger RNA, 1171 nt
Organism: Hydra vulgaris (swiftwater hydra)
Lineage: Eukaryota; Metazoa; Cnidaria; Hydrozoa; Anthoathecata; Hydridae
Product: RING finger and CHY zinc finger domain-containing protein 1
Molecular function (GO): zinc ion binding
Source: RefSeq, a predicted model, not a curated record
UAUUUAUAACUAAAAAGUAAGUAAUGAUAUCUGAAGAUAACCAAAACAGCUGUAAACAUUAUGAAAAAAAGUGCUCUCUUCUGACUCCUUGCUGCUCAAAACAAUACAGUUGUAGAAUAUGUCAUGAUGAAGCAGAAGACCACAUUCUUAAUCGAAGUACCGUUGAACAGAUAAUCUGCUCACAGUGUCAUGUGCAACAAGAGGUCAAGAAGAAUUGUUCAAAUUGUGGAAUUCUCUUUGGAAAAUAUUUUUGUUUGAAAUGUAGAUUAUUUGAUGAUAAUGACAAAAAACAAUUUCACUGUGAUGGGUGUGGAAUUUGUAGAAUUGGUGGCAGAGAAAACUUUUUCCAUUGUAAUAAAUGUGGAAUGUGCAUGGGGAUCAAUAUAAUGGACAGUCAUAGGUGUCUAGAGAAUGUUUCUCAUCGAAAUUGCCCAGUUUGUCUUGAGGAUGUACAUACCUCUAGAAGAGCUAUUCAUGUUCCUCCAUGCACUCAUCUUCUUCAUAGUAGUUGCAUGGAUGGAAUGUUUAAACAUGGGUUAAACACUUGUCCAGUUUGCAAUCAAUCAUUGGUUGAUAUGAAAUCCUACUGGUUACUACUAGAUAAUGAAAUUGCACAUACCAUCAUGCCUCCUAUUUAUCAAAAUUAUAAAGUUAAUAUUUUAUGCAGAGAUUGUCAUGAGAAAAGUAAUGUAUCCUUUCACAUCAUUGGCUUAAAAUGUAAAGAAUGUGGUGGUUACAAUACAACUAGAAUAGGCGGAGAUGAUCCUUUGCCGGAAGAGACAGCUGCAUCUCAAGUUGUUUAUGAAGCAAGUCAAUCAGAAGUUUCAGAAUUAGAAGAAUCUUGGGAAACAAUCAGCGGCGAAGAAGAUGAAAGCGACUCCAGAAAUAAUUUGACUGACCCUUCUUCGAAUCAAAUUUUAUUUACAGAAUCUUUAGACAAUAGCUACACAAUUAUUGGACAAAACCCAUUAAAUCAAAAUCCUCCAGAAUAGUUGAAACCUCCAGAAUAGUUGAAAUCUCCAGAAUAGUUGAAAUCUCCAGAAUAGUUAAAGCCUCUAGAAUAGUCUUUUUAGAAUUUUUUUUAUUAAUAGAAAUAUCUCAUUUUAAAAAUUGCUGUGUAUGUUUGCAUUUUUAUCAAUAGUCUUGUUCAUGUUCAUCUUUUUCCUGUCAA